Saccostrea cuccullata (small rock oyster) is the source of this 699-nucleotide messenger RNA. RefSeq lists its product as uncharacterized. Gene Ontology annotation, molecular function: nucleic acid binding; 3'-5'-DNA exonuclease activity. The transcript is spliced from 3 exons. Gene Ontology annotation, biological process: DNA catabolic process. The coding region runs from base 1 to 699 and encodes 232 amino acids. Gene Ontology annotation, cellular component: cytoplasm. The record is from RefSeq and is a predicted model, not a curated record. NCBI's taxonomy places the organism in Eukaryota, Metazoa, Mollusca, Bivalvia, Ostreida, Ostreidae.
AUGUUAAGAGAUACAUAUAAGCCAAACAUCUGUUUAGAGGCUGAAGAGAACAUAGACAUAAAUGAUAUUGAACUGGAUGCCCCUGUUGACAAUCUGCAUACUCGUCCAUUGGUGUUCUUUGAUUUGGAAACGGGAGGAUUUGGACGAACAUCUGAUAUACUCCAAAUUGCAGCAAAGUGUCAAGAAAAGGAGCUCUCAGUUUAUGCUUUGCCGACUCGAUCCAUCAGCAAGGAAGCAUCUGAAGCAACCUGUUUGACCUUUGAUGGAAAUAGCCUUUGCUAUAAGGGAGAAGCAGUGGCUGCAGUUACUCCACCCGAAGCACUGACCAAAUUUCUGAUAUUUUUAGAGUCUUUUGACCAUCCAGUGUUAGUGGGGCAUAACAUUCAAAACUUUGACCUACCAAUUUUGCGACACCAUUUGGGAGAUUGUGAUCUUCUUGAAAGAUUUCGUAAUAAUGUAACUGGAUUUUUAGACACUCUAAAGAUUUCCAAGAAAUUAUUGAAAGAUGUCCAGCUUCCUAACUACAAGCAAGAGACACUAGUUCACAAUCUAUUAGGAGAGGAAUAUGAGGCCCAUAAUGCGAUGGCAGAUGUGACUGCAUUAGAAAAAUUAUAUUACUCUAAUUUGUGUUUGUCAGAAAGUGCAGUGUCUGAAAAUGUUUUUUAUUUGUCAUAUUACACAUAUAAAGAGUCUUUAUGA